GCAUUCCAUCUCCGAGACAUACGAUGUGAGCGUCCGAGGUUUUUGAGCAAGUCCUUCUGCGGGUUUUUGACUUUCAACAUCGUCACCUACUCGCUCCUGGUGGCUGAGAUUAUCCUGACGCGAUGGACCACCACCCCGGAGGAAAGGAGCUUCUUGACCCAUGUGUUCAAUGGAUGCUAUGCCAUAUUGCUGUUCAUCGUCGUGGUGUUCUUCCUGAUUUAUGGCGUUGAGGUGUACUUCAAGGUACGCGGGGGCUUCAUGAGUGACACCAUAAUUGUGGGCAACGUACAUUCCCGAACCCCACCCCAAGCUGACCUCCUCCCUCCACUUCUUGACCCUGCUGACCCUGAUUCUCCAUCUGCCUCCUCCUCCUCCACCUCCUCCUCCACCUCAACACCUUCUUCCCCUCUUGCCUCCCCAACCUCACCCAGUCUGAAAAGAGAACCGGGUUCUAAGUCAACCUCAACUUCUGACAAGUCAGGCGGGGACCAAGAGGAGGAUCAGUCAACCCAUCGUCUUGUGCCGGAGCAGGUUGUUGGAGAGUUCACAGGACUAGCCCCCCCACACCGAGGAAUUGACCAGUCACAGCUUCACCAGUCCCGAUUUGGGCUGGUGUUCCAGGCUUGUAUGCUGAUGAUUACAGUUUGUUUCCUCUUCUCGGAUGUUCUGGGAGAACUGUGGAAGAAUAGGGUCCCCUUGAUGUCAAGAAAUGCUUAUGAUAUCAUCUUUCGAGUGGUGGAACUUGGCGUGGCUCUUUGGUUCCCUUGUGUUCUGUGGAACAGUAUGUCACCAGAACAGCUGUGGAUCCUCAACCCAAAGAAAAUCCUCAAGAAGCUAGACAUUGAACGUACACUUGAACUUGGCCAGUCUGUCAAACCAAGAACUGAUGCUACUAGUGAUGGUGGUGCAGAGUGUUGGAUCUGUUAUGAUACGGAACGCACAGAUGCUGGACCCCUCAUUCAACCUUGUGACUGCCGCGGGGAUGUUGGAGCCGUCCAUCACAACUGCCUCCGGAAGUGGCUUAUGGAGUGUGCUGAGAAUUCCUCUGAAAACUUGUCAUGCAAAGUGUGUGGGGCUGUAUAUCAGCUCGAGAGAGGGAGAGCCUGGUGGAUUGGACAAGGCUUUACAACACGCCAUUGGCUGCAAACAGCAUCCCUGGUGACAGUGAUGUGUGGGACCAUAGCUGGCACAUGGGCUGUAGUGCAGAUGUAUGAGAAUGCCUACAUCAGAUCUCUGGCCGCUGGAGUCACUCUUUUGGUUAUCUACGUCUGUUUGCGAUUCUUGGGAUUCAAUACCUUCAGUGCUUAUCAGCGAGCUAGAUACUCGGCAGUGAAAAUCCUGGGCCGUCAUUUCGCUCAGCGUGACAACAAUAGUGCAGCCAAUAACAAUGGUGGAGUACCUGGAGCAACUGCCAAUGUCGCUACCAUCAGCUCUGAAGUCUUGGUGGAUAUGAAUGCCAGUAGUGGUUUGUCAAAGUUGCCUGAAUCAGCAAUAUAACUCAUUGUUAAGAAAAAGAAAAAGAUAUAUGUUAUUUCAAUAAAGAAUAUUAAUGAAAGUGGAUAAACACAGUGAUUGUUAUCCUUUGUGUUCAUAAUGCAUCCUUGAAAAAAUAAACAGGUAGAAAAUUAGACUACAGUAUUGUAGAAAUUGUAUGUACUGUAUUUGUGGCCAGACAUGUUGUUCUAGCAAUACCAAGUAUCAGUGUGGAAACAGACCUCAUAUGUACUAAAAGGUGAGAAGUAAGUAAGCUUGAUGCAUAGAACUUGAGAAAUGUGUUGGUGUAGAAGUAGAAAAGAUCAGUAGUGUUGGCUAAACUGUAAUUACAAAUGUACUGUUACAAGAGUGAGUGAGUGACCAACCAACCAGCCUGUUAAAGAGGUGGUUUAAUUCUUAAACCAGGAACUUCGUGAAGCUAUCAACUCAGCACCUAAACUACAAAACUACACAGUGAUCUUGUGGUGUGAGAAAUGAUACAUAGUGGAACUAGAAGGUAUGUGUGGAGAAUUCCUGUCCAAAUCACAGCUGAAAAGUAAAAGGGUGCCAAGAAACAUACAAAUCCAUUUAUAGGCCUAAAAAGUAGGACUCAUUAUUUUAGAGGAUGUCUGACUUCUAACAUGGACAGUUUCAUUACUAGGUUUCUUUCUAUGAUAUAUAGCUUUCUGUAUAUAAAGUAGAGAAGUGUCUUUUUUUCUCUCCAUUAAAUAAAUUUAGUCCAAGAAUUACAGCUGGAGUCAUAAAACAAUUUCCAUAGAACUAGUAUGGGAAAAGUUUCUGGAAAAAUUAUCUGAAAAUUAAAGAUAUAACUAUUUUCAUCAGGAUGAUGGGAAGACUAAGGAAUAUUUCUUCAAGGCAAUUUUUGAAUCAAGAGCAGAUUUAUUUUCUAUUUACUGUACUUGAAGUCCUCUUGAUGUAUGUUCAUAUGAAAUGUGGCUUUACAUGACUUGUCCCUUUCUCAUGAGUCUGUAUUUGCCAUUAUUGAUGAUGAUAAUAAGAAGAAAAUACACUUAUAAUAGGACUGAUAAAAGACAAGCAGUAUUAGUACAAUAUGGGAAAAAAAAGCCAAAGUCAUUCUCGUUAAAGAUUGUAACCAACCCUUUCAGUAAAGAAGAACGUAAUGUGGGUACCUUCAGAAAAUAUGAUUGAUGUAAAAGAUGAAAAUAAAUUCAAAUUUGAUUCAGAAUCUGUAAAUAUUCACUCCAAUAUGUGAAAAUCAACCAGUUUUGUGUCUGCAUAUCUGCUUAAACCAAAGAUUUUUUUUUUUUUUUUUUUUUUUUUUUUUUUUUUUUUAAGAUUCAACAAAACUGGAGUCGGUUGAUAAACGUUGAUGAAUUAUUCGUUCUUUAUUUUAUUAUUUUUUUUUUUCCCAUUUUUUCUCCUUUUGCUAGAUCUUGUAUACAUUUAUUGUUUAAUUGAUGUGAACUUGUAAAAUUGGAAAGCAUUGACAAAAAGUGAAAUGUACUUCAAAUUUAAGGGUAAAUUAACUAAUACCAGAUUAUAAGAAUUCAGUUUGACAGAUAUGCUCUUAUGUAUUAGAUCACUUUUGGUUCCACAGUCAUUAAUACAGGAAUUCUGAAAACUGUUGCCUAAUUUUUCAUCACUUGCAAACCCAAAAUAAAUCUUAGCUGAAAGGACAAAACUUGGACAGUUGGACAUGAUAUAAUCAUUUUCUGUAUUUUUUUUUUAUUAUCUUAUUGGGUAAAAAUGUCUCCAGUUAGGUUGUGAUAAAUGCUUUAAUGUUCUGUAUGUAUCACUUUUGUUCCCAGUGAUUCUGUAAAUAGAGAGGAAAUAGAACCAGUUGGCCUGAAUAAGAAUUGUGAUAUGUCCGUUGAAGGACGAUGUUUCAGAUUAAGGUAUAACAGUCUGUGAUAGUGAAAAGAGAAAAGCAACUCUGAACUGAGGAAUGGAACAGAAUGUGAUGGAGAAAAAUGCCUGACAACCACAGUGUGUGUAUGUUUUUUCUGUACAUUCAUUUUUUAUUGAUGAUGUAUAUUUUAUUAGGUAUGUACACCCAAAGGUCCAAGUGACCAGAUCUUCUGAAGAAAGACCUCCUUAUUGCUGGCUUUGCAGUGAUAGGCAUGACAGAUGUUAUUCUGUGAACUAAAAGAGAUUGGGAUAAAAGACAAAUGUCGACAAUAAGAGGAAAAGCCACUCAACAGAUCUAAAGGACCAGAAACUUGACAAGAUAUGACACAAUAUGGAGAGAUGUACAAGCAGUGGGCUCUGUGCACCUUCCCCCACUGCCUGUAAAGCCCUUUAGCUCUGCUGGAAGGGACUUGAUCAUUCCGUAUAACUUCUUAGAACACCCAAGCCACAUUCCCAAGUUGGAGAUUGGAGUCUUGGGGUCCCAUUGAUGUCAAAGGGUAAUGUGAUACACAAGAAAAUUUAUGUGUCUCUUUUUAUGUGGCAGUUUGAUGCCAUUUGACCAAGUUUAAAUGUUUUGUCUCCAUUAGUUAUUAUGAUUGCAGUUAUUUGAUGUUUCAUUUAUACUAAAAAAUUAAACAUUGAGUUUAACAUAUGUUCCUGUUUCUUGUCUUGUAAAUUAUUUUGCCCUUCAGUGAUCAGUGUUAGUACAAUGUAUCUAGCAGUAAUUGGCAGUGCUGUGAGUUACUGUGUAACCGUGUCUGUCACCUAUAAGACAUAUUAAACAAUAUGUAGAUGUGUAGGUGAAGUUUGCUUUUGUUUACUGUAUAACUGAUAUAAUCAGUUGUCAUGUUGCUAGAAAACUGUCACUGAAUUUGCAUCAUCCCUUUUUCUCUUUCUUUUGUGAAUGCCCUCGAUAUACAAUCAUCAGAUGUAUUGAUCAGAACAAGACAAUUUAUUUCCCCCUUCUUUUACUCCCCUCUGUAUCCCUCUUCCUCUUGUAUAUUGGAAUGUAGGAGUCAUGAAUGUCUUCAGAGGAUAUAUGACUUUGGUAAUCAUUCCCCAACUCUUACUUUUUAAUAGUAGUGAUGGUGAGAAAAUGCAAUUAGGCUGUAAGUUAAAUGUGUAAGAGGAAAAUUUUAUAUUUUAUAGACAACCAAAUGUACUUGAAAGAUGGUCGUCCACACAAAUUAAGUGACACCGUAUUAAACACAAAAACACUGGAGUAGUAAUAAACUUAUAACUUAUACCUACUGGUCAGUGUCUGGAUGUUUCCUUGCAUACUGUAUUCACACCCAGUUUUAGGUGAAUGUUGUCAGUUAAGGUCCAUCUGAUUUACAAGGAAAUGUGUAAUCUGCAGUAGUUUCAUCAUUGCUGAAGUUCCAUUUCACUAAAUUUAAAGAUAAAUUACAACAUAGUGUUUAAGUGAUAUGGUCUGUAAAGCAUACUGGCAGUUUAAGGAAAUUGUAAUGAUAUGAGAAAGUAAUUCUAUAAUAAUGGUUUGGUGCAGCUUCAGCAGUUUAUUGAUGCUGCUGCUAUUUCUUGCAAAUUUUCAUAGGAUAUAAAAAAGGAAAGUGUAAAUUCUGUAUUAGAAAUCACUUGAUAGCUGAUAUUUUAUAAUAGUUGAAUAAAUUUGUUGUCAUUUUUUUCUUAUCUGAAUCAUAAUGCAUUUAUGUUCAAAGCAGAGAUGUGACCUGCAGUUGUAAAGUGACCCUGUACAGCUUCACAGUUACUUUAAUAGCGUGUAGUACACUACUGCGAUAUUCCUAAAGAUUUCACAAGAAUACAUAUAUAUUAUGCACAAGCAUCAUGGAAUUUCAUACAGAAAAACUUACAAGCACAUAUUCAUCAUAAUUUACACAAGAGCACAGACACUGACCACAAACAUGCCAAACUCAUGAUAUUUAACAUUGAGAGUAGUAUAAGAUGUAUGAUAUUACUGCUACACAGGGUUAUCUUUCAUCCUAAUGCUGUACAGUACUAUAUUCUAUAGUAAUAAAAUUAUGCUGGUCAUAGAAUAUAUUAUAUACUUCAGCAGUUGCUAUAGAUAGCAAUGUUGAAGUAAACUGUAGAGUAUACUGUGGGGAGAGUCGUGCAUGCUGGGAACUAUAUUAUAAUGAAGAAUGAAUUGAAGUUCAACAGAUUUUAACACUAAGAAAUUAGUGGUUAUACAAGUUUAGUCUGUCCAGAAAUAGUUAGGUACGUUUGUCUUAAUAAUAAUGAGUACAUUCUUAACUAUCUUUCUUGGCUGUUGACUGUAUGGCGUGAGAACAGUAACUACAGAAGAAGGCUAUGCAGGGAAAGGUGACUCCGACAAAUGUGGAUAAUGAACAUCCUAAGCGUAUGUUACUGAUGGAGUAAUGCAUUGAUUGGAAUUGGGUUCAGUCUUAAUAUACUUAAUGUGUAUUGCCAUUUAAUUAUUCUUCUACAUUAUGUACCACACAUUAUUCUUCAAAUAUUCUGAAUUGUGAUUCAAUAAAUGAAGUCAUUCUAA
Messenger RNA from Penaeus vannamei (Pacific white shrimp), 5854 nucleotides. The record is from RefSeq and is a predicted model, not a curated record. Lineage: Eukaryota; Metazoa; Arthropoda; Malacostraca; Decapoda; Penaeidae.